UUCUCGGAACGGCAUGCACUUCGUCAACCGAAAGUACGGUAUGCGCACUUCGCAACACUGGAUGCAAAGAUGGCGUGUGUGCUUGUAACCUUGGAUACAAAGGCAGUGUGACUUGCAGCUUGAUCGUUGGAACAUCAUGCACUGCACAAAACGAAGCUACAGUUUGCAGUCUAGAGAAUGCCGAAUGUAAAGAAAGUGAGUGUGCUUGUAAGCCUGGAUACUAUGGCAACACGUGUCUCAAAAUUAUUGGAAGUGAUUGUAGCGGUAGUGCUGCAUGUCCUGGCGAUGCUAAUACAAUGUGUAAAAGUGAUAAAUGUGAAUGUAAAGAAGGCUAUGCAGACAAGGAUGACGUUUGCACACAGAAUGUCGAUGGAAUUGAUUGCUCAACUGUUAAAACAGCAUGUGACAAUACUGAAAAUGCCGUAUGUGAAACAGACAAUGGUAAAUGUAAAUGUAAAUCUGGCUACAAGAUGGAUGUCGACAAAUGUGAAAUGGAGAAUUCUGCUGCAAUGACCGGAUAUGGGGCGAUUGUACUGGCGUUGUCACUUCUGGCAUCAUACCUUAUGCUGCUCUAAGGGAAAUCAAGUUUGUUUGCUUCGUAUGGAUUUUCUAUACUCUUCACAGUCCUUCUUUCCACAUGUGAAAAAGACUUAUUUUUAGACUUAUGAUUCAAUUUCAACAUAAGAUGACAAAAAUACCUAAUGUCCAUAUUUCAUAGCUCAAUACAUUUUUAGUCAUUUCGAUCUAGUUUAUAAAAAAAACGCAUCGAUUUAAAAGUUACGGUGAAGUUAACAUCCCGAGAAAAAACUUUUAACGAGUGAUAAAUAUAUUUCCUUUUCUGUUACACAAAAGCCUUUAAAUGAUUCAUUUUAUUAUCUCGCACACUAGGACUGAAAUCAUAACAACUUUUCACAAAUUGUUACAUAAUUAACUGAUAUUAACCAAUCUCCUGACAAUGAACUAAUGAAUUGUGAAGUUACUUACUUUUCCUUUGAAUGUAUGUCGAUAUCUUCCAGCAAAACCAUAAGUGAACUGUGCUUCAAUUACUAUUUAUCAUAGUUUGGGAACCUUUCUGUUGAAAAUGUAUCAGAAAUAAACCAUAUACAUAUACAUGCACAGUGCGUUAACUGGAGUGCAGGUAUUAGUUACCGGAACUCACGGGCAUGCCCAUUUUUUGGUUCAUUUUUGCUUGGGUUUACUUAUAGUGACGAAAUGGGACAGGAAAAGCAUAUUAAGAUGCAUGUUCAUUGGUUACUUUUUUCUGGGGUUUCAUAUUGUGCCAAGAGGGAACGUUUUUUUAUGUUUGACUAUGCUACAAAAGAGAAACAGAAUCAAAACACUCGGCAAUCUGUUUGUUUUGUGUUUCGAUGCUCUUUCUAUUACUUAAAGCACAAUUCUUUUCAUAUGGAUUAUCAGCUUGGUUUAAUCUGAUCGUUUAAGAUAAAUCUUCAAAACCUGUUUGCUUUUCAUUUGAAAAAUGUGCAACUACAAAAUCAUUCAUUUAAAUAUUUUUUUAAUUGAGCUGUGUACCUCACGUUUUGCUUCUGGCUUUUGAAUAAGAUGCACUGAGUUAACGCUUAAAGUCAUCAGACAUUCUAACUAUUCUACGAAAAGAGGUUCAAGCCACGAAAUCACCUUUAGAAGAUUAAGAACUGAACUCUCUGCUGCAAAAAGUUUCUCUGGCGAAGAUCCUGCGUUGUGAAUUUUGUAUAUUAUAGAAUGUUAUUUAUGUUGUUACAUUGCACAAUUAUUAGUCAUCUGGUACACUUUCAUUACCAAAAAGGAACACUUCAAUUGCCUAUGGAAUUAUCAACAUUACAAAAAAGUGAAAGUAAUGAAAUAUGAACUGCUAUUAAAUAGAUCCAUAUAUAUAUAUAUAUAUAU
Messenger RNA from Ruditapes philippinarum (Manila clam), 1884 nucleotides. RefSeq names its product tenascin-like. The transcript has 6 exons. NCBI's taxonomy places the organism in Eukaryota, Metazoa, Mollusca, Bivalvia, Venerida, Veneridae. The record is from RefSeq and is a predicted model, not a curated record. The annotation marks the transcript as partial.